Onthophagus taurus is the source of this 2472-nucleotide messenger RNA. RefSeq names its product Elongator complex protein 2 (gene Elp2). Gene Ontology annotation, biological process: tRNA wobble uridine modification. Gene Ontology annotation, cellular component: elongator holoenzyme complex. NCBI's taxonomy places the organism in Eukaryota, Metazoa, Arthropoda, Insecta, Coleoptera, Scarabaeidae. The record is from RefSeq and is a predicted model, not a curated record. Gene Ontology annotation, molecular function: protein binding.
CCUCCAUAACAAACAAUUUGAGGUUAUACGCAUUUUUAAAUCUAAAAUGUUUAAUCAAAAUUGUUACAUUUCAAGCGCUGCAAAUGCAACUCCUCAAGCUGUUCAUUGGGGUAACAACAACCUAAUUUGUUACGCUUCUUGUAACGCAAUUUUAAUAUAUGAUCCUACGAUUGGAAAAGUUGUAAAAACUCUUUGUAAACAUACAAAAAAGGUGAAUGCUGUAAAAUGGAUUAGGGGCGUUUCCUAUGAAAAAGAAUUUGUGUCUUGUUCAGCUGAUGGAAAUGUUAUCGUAUGGAGUCUUAAAGAUAAAUCGUACAAUCCCGUUGUACUUGAAGGUCAUAAAGGGACUGUUAGCAUUUUAGAAGCAAUGUAUAAAGAUGAAACUGGUGAUUAUGCUAUUGUGGUAUCAGCAGGUGUUGAUUCUACAAUUAGAAUUUGGUCUCGUGAAGUAUUGGAGGGCGAUUUUAACCCAAUUCAAGAAAUAAAUUUAGGUUAUAGCUUGUGUAUAGCCAUUAAAUUAACUUAUCUACCUUGCAAAACACUUUUACUUGCUUGUGGAAUAGAUAAUAAUAACAUUGAUCUUUAUGUGGAUUCAAAUAAAGAUGUGAUUGAAUUUUCAUUAGCAACAAAUCUUAAAGGACAUUCCGAUUGGGUUAGAGCAAUUGAUUUUAAACAAUACGAGGAUAAAUUCUUAUUAACAAGUUCUUCUCAAGAUUAUUACAUUCGCAUGCAUGAAAUAAGUGUAGGAAUUGCUGGUGUCACUAGUAUUGACUUCAAAACAUCCAAACAAACUUAUAAAAUUGAAUUACAAUCAAUUUUAAUGGGCCAUGAAGGUUGGGUUUAUUCAAUAAAUUGGUCCCCAAACGAUGUUAAAUUACUCUCAGCAUCGAUCGAUAAAACUCUGGUUAUUUGGGAAUUUGAUAAAAUUGCAAAUCUUUGGUUAGAAACAACAAGAUUAGGAGAAGUUGGAGGAAACACUUUAGGUUUUUAUGGCGCUAUGUUUUCUCCAGAUGGUAAAUCCAUCAUAGCCCAUAGUUACCAUGGCGCUUUUCACAUUUAUAAUUACAUUCCUGAUUUAAAUAUUUGGGAUUCAAUGGUAACCGUUGGUGGACAUUUUGGGGAAGUCACUGAUUUAGGUUGGGAACCCAAAGGGGAAUUUUUAAUAUCAGCUUCAGCUGAUCAAACCACUAGAGUUCAUGCUCCAUGGAAAACUGAAUCAAAUACGAUUACUUGGCAUGAAAUCGCUCGCCCACAAGUUCAUGGGUAUGAUUUGAGCUCAUUGGCGAUUUUAUCUCGAUAUAAAUAUGCCUCAGGGGCUGAAGAAAAAAUAGUUCGUGCUUUUCAAGCUCCCACUAAUUUUGUUGAAAACUUUAAAAGAAUUUGUUUUAUUGAAGAAGAAGAAGAAGAAGAUAAUGAUGAAAUAUUACCUAAAGGAGCAUCUGUGCCAUCUUUAGGAUUAUCAAAUAAAGCUGUUUUUGAAGAUAACAACGAAAUGGAAGCUAAACCAAAGGAUCAUAAGAAUCCUUAUCCUGAAGAAUCUUCUUUUAGCGCGGUUGAUUUAUACAAUCCUCCAACCGAAGAAACUUUAAUCCAAAACACUUUAUGGCCAGAAAUCCAAAAACUCUAUGGGCAUGGAUAUGAAGUCUAUGCAUUAGCAGCUUCAUCAGAUGGAAAAUUUUUAGCGUCUACUUGUAAAUCAACCACAAAAGAACACGCUGCUAUUUUACUUUGGGAUACAUCUUCAUGGCAAUUACAUCAAAAACUCCACUCACACACCUUGACGGUAGUCCAAAUGUCCUUUUCACCAAAUUGUAACUAUUUAUUAUCGGUAUCCAGGGAUAGAAGGUGGUCACUUUUUGAAAAAACGGACGAAAAUAAAUUUGAAAUCGUCGCUACGACGGAUAAAAAAACCGGAAUUCAUAGCAGGAUAAUUUGGUGUUGUAAUUGGUCGCAUGACUCGAAAUAUUUUGCGACUGGAUCUAGAGAUGGAAAAGUUGUUAUUUGGACGAAAAACGAAGAAAAACCCGUUGAAAAUGUACUCGGAAAAGUUGAAGCGGCUUCAAAACCACUAGAAAAUAAAGAAUCUGUAACUGCAGUUGGUUUUGGACCCGUUUUAGAUAAUAACGGUUGUUACAUUAUUGCUAUUGGAUUUGAAAAUGGAGAAAUCCAUGUUUAUAAGUGGUUAACUGAGUGGAGUUUGGUUCAUACUUUAGAUAAUGGCGCUGCACAUCAUUUAACUGUAAAACGAUUGGCGUUUAGACCUGUGGUUGGUUGUGCUGGACAACGCGACUCAGAGAACUUCUUACAAUUGGCUAGUUGUAGUUCUGAUCAUUCUGUUAGAAUAUAUAAUUUAGAUAUCUCAGUUUUAAAAUAAUCUAACUAGUAACAUUUUUUUAUAAGCUAUAAGGUACAUUAAUAUAAGUUUGUAAAGAGUGUACUAAUAAUAAGACUUAAUAUAUUUGUUACUUUUGA